GACUGGUUCGGUUUGAUGAUAUAUUCAUCAGUGUGACUGAAGGUAGACUUCAUCAAGAUGAAACACUCUUCAGUCUUUGGGCUUCUCUUGUUGUGUGUUCUCUUGUACUUUGUGAACGCAGGAUCUUCCUCUCACAAUGUCCACCGUCGGGCCACCAUCAGCACCUCCAACUUCUCUGCAGUCGUGGGAACAAGAAUGAGUGUUUCUCCAGCUUGGUACCUCAAUGUGGGCGACACUACAGAGAUCAACUGUACUGCACACUCUGACAAAAACAACAUGACCGACAAGCUGGACCUGCAACUGCUUUGGACCAAGAUGGGUGAUGGACAGGGAACCAAGAAGGUCCUGGUGAGUCAUCGAGCAAAUAAGCGUAUCUCCUAUGUGCUGGGCCCUGUUACCCAUGAGCAUCCGGGUGUUUACACCUGUGGCAUUGACGGAAGCUCACCUGAUGUUUAUGUUCAUAAUUGGCACAGUUUAAUCUGGGUGGCAGACACGUCUUCUCCGAGAGCCUCCAUGGAGGUGACCAGCCACAACAGGAGACAGUUCUUCAAUGGUGAGAACUUCACUGUGAGCUGCCAGCUGCCCAACGAUAACUCCCAGUGGAAGAUGAUGAGGGUUGACUUGUGGGCAGGGAAUAUCACAGAAUGUCCCAAUCAAGUGUCUUCAGGCCGCCGCCUGUCCUCCACCUCCCGUUCUCAAUAUCCCUGGUCGGACAAGGUGUACUGGUGUGAGAGUUCAACAGGGGAAAGGAGCAACGCCCUCAACAUUACCUCCACUGUUGCUGUGACAGUGAUUCUGGAGAGUCCACCACUUCCUGUGUUGGAGGGGGAGGACGUGACGCUGCGCUGCUUACAUAGAGACAAAACCACCAAGCAAAUCACCUCCAACUUCAGAACCUUCUUCUACAAGAACGGACGUAGGAUCGGGUAUAAUACUGAAGGCAACAUGACUCUGACAGCAGUAACCAAAGCUGAUGAGGGAAACUACAAAUGUCGCCACCUGGACAUUAAAGAUGGGGCGUCUUUUGAGAGCUGGAUUGCUGUUAAAUCUCGGCCCGAUGAAGACCAGAAGAAGACUGACAACACGUCGUAGAUCUUCCUUGGUGCCGUUGCAACUCCAGUCCAAGUCACCUGCUGUCUGAUUGGUCAGUUAAACCCAACCUGCUCUCCAACAGUCUUUACAUGUUUUACCAAACAUCUAGAGCCUUCAACUGGAGCAAGAUCAACAAAAUAAAUGAAGCAUGAACACAAAACCCACAGGCAUCUUCAUAUUUAUCAAGGUAAAAUGGCAUUUAUGAGGAAAAGUUGGGAAUAUGUGCACGAUUUUCUAUCCAAUUCAUUUUUAUUUAUACAUUUAUAGAGCCAAAUCAUAAUAGAAGUUGUCUCAUGACACUUUCCAUGUAGAGCAGAUCUUAUCAUAUAACACUCGGUGACAGUGGCAAGGAAAAACUUAAUUUAAGAGGCAGAAAUCUCGAGCAGAACCCGGAUCAUGCUGGACGGACAUCUGCUGAGACCGGAUAAGUGCCUGUGUGACCUCUGAGCCUGUGGAGGAGGGUGGAGAUGACUCUCCAAUAGUUUGAAUUUGGACUGCAGUGUCCAUUUCGACCACUAGCUGUCAGUGUUACAUAUUACUGUGCAGUGUUAUCAGCUGGUCUGUAGAGGGGCCUCUAGGAUCACAGUAAACAGAACAGAGCUGCCUCUUUUGAACGUUUACACAGCCAACACAUUAAUCAAAGUCAGAAAUUUAUCUGAAUAAUGAUAAAGCAGCUACUGCUACGCAACUAACUCAGCCAUAACAUUAUGACCAUUGACAGGUGAGGUGAAUCUCACUGAUUAUCUUGUUAUCAUGGCACCUGUCAGUGGCAGCAAGUGAGCAUUUUGUCCUCAGAGUUGUCGUAUUAGAAGCAGAAAAAUAGACUAGCAUCAGGAUUUUAGUGGCUUUGACAAGAACUACACUGUGAUGGCUAGACGACUGUGUCAGAUCAACUCCAAAACCGCAGGUCUUGUAGGGUGUUCCCGGUCUGCAGUGGUCAGUACAGAUCAAAACGGUCCAAGGAAGGAAAAUUGCUGAACCAGUGACAAGCUCAUGGGUGGCCAAGGUUCAGCAAUGAACGUAGGGCGCAAACCAUGUGGUUCAAUCCAACAGAUGAACAGCUGCUGGUUCUGAUAGAAAGGUGUUUGUUUCGUACAGGCCUGUGUAGCCGCCAACCAGUCAGGGUGUCCAUGCUGACCCCUGUUCACUCCCAAAAGUACCAGCAAUCAGACCCAACCAAAUUAUGAUGGAAUAAAAAGAUGCAUGCAUUAUUGGACAGAAGUUCCUAGAGGAAAAUGGAAAUCUGUAGCCCUAAACAGACAGUGGCAACCUACUUGGGCCAGCACAGAACUUCCUAACUUGUAAGCGUAACCGUUAUCAAAG
Molecule: messenger RNA, 2415 nt
Organism: Larimichthys crocea (large yellow croaker)
Lineage: Eukaryota; Metazoa; Chordata; Actinopteri; Sciaenidae
Exons: 9
Coding region: 58-1092 (344 amino acids)
Biological process (GO): immune response; cell surface receptor signaling pathway
Cellular component (GO): external side of plasma membrane
Molecular function (GO): transmembrane signaling receptor activity
Source: RefSeq, a predicted model, not a curated record